AUGAUAUGGCCAUUGGCUUAUUCAAGCUUACUCUGAAUCAGAGAAGAACCUUAGCAGCUAUCUUCUUAACGCUGAAUAUACUGCAGAUAUUAUUAGGAGCCAUCAUGACUGCGAUGUCGCUAUUCGUCUGCCUAUCGAUCUCGCCAAAGAUCCCCAGCGAGAGAGCUGAAAUAGAUUUUGUAUUCCUUGUUUACGGCAUCUUUGGGGCUAAUAUUAUGUUUCACUGGCUAAUUGGAAUUAGAAUAUGCCAAAAAUGUAUCGACCAAGCGCACAAAAAAAGUACGCGGAGUCUAUUAUUACUAUGGCACUGCGCAGGAACAAACACUGUAAUAGCGUUGAUUGUUAUUGCGCAUAUGUCAAGGAAAACCAACAGACAUAUAAUAAAAGCAUUAAAAAAUUCUUUACACAUGGGAAUGAAAAAUUACUUAAGCGAGUCGAUUUGGAAAGAAACUAUUGAUAAAGUGCAGUAUUAUUUGGAAUGUUGUGGAUGUGAUUCAUACGAAGAUUGGCACAAAAUAGAAUGGAUGGAUAAGUCUAUCGUCAACGAAAAAUCGGGUCUUAUCAGGGAUAUAAGACUAAAUCAGGAAACUUUGCGGUUACCAGUUGUGCCUUGGAGUUGUUGUAAAGUCGAUUUCCCAAUGCAAUGUCUUCAUGAUCCCAUACAGCAAGUGGAGUAUACUCACCUUUGGAUCGAUCAGCCUAAUUUGGUAACAGACUCGCUGAAUAUAGAAGGCUGCAUGGCAAAAAUAAAAAGACCCAUAGGCUGGAUUAUUUUUAGCUGCUUGGGGAUAGUUUUUAUUAUAACAUUCUUUCAUAUUAUGACAAUUGUGCUCUCCCGAAUUCUUUACACAUCAUGUAGAAAUGCCAUACUUUUAUAUGAUAGAGAAGGCAUCGCUCCAGGAUGGAUAUUUGGAAGAGGUGACCUAGGCUAUACUAGAGGAAAGACAUUGACUGAAAUUAUGGGGGUUACUAAUGAAAUACUAGAACAGAGAAUGGUUUCCGAAAAACAACGUAAAAAAUUGGCGAAAACUGAGCACUCAGAACAAUCAAAAGCAGAAACUAUUAGUCCUAUAAACAAGCCAUCUGGUCAACUUGAUAAGAUCAGAAAAAAAAUUGUAAAGAAAAAUGAUAAAAUAUCAGAACAUAGUGAAAACAAAGACCAACAAGAAGCAGUCCUCCAAAAUUAGUGAAGAAACAAGCAGAAGUCAAGAAAUAUAACAUU
Molecule: messenger RNA, 1222 nt
Organism: Cylas formicarius (sweet potato weevil)
Lineage: Eukaryota; Metazoa; Arthropoda; Insecta; Coleoptera; Brentidae
Product: photoreceptor outer segment membrane glycoprotein 2
Exons: 5
Coding region: 6-1187 (393 amino acids)
Cellular component (GO): membrane
Source: RefSeq, a predicted model, not a curated record